Molecule: messenger RNA, 600 nt
Organism: Theileria equi strain WA
Lineage: Eukaryota; Apicomplexa; Aconoidasida; Piroplasmida; Theileriidae
Exons: 4
Coding region: 1-600 (199 amino acids)
Source: RefSeq, a predicted model, not a curated record
AUGGACACGGCAGAUUUGCUGAGGAUUAUCAUUGUAAUUAGGGACUACCAAAAUCGGAUAUUUGAAUUUGUCAACAACUUUAGAACAUUCUGCACAUACUUUGUCCUUGUUAUUUUGGGUAUUAUCGUCACGUCCUUCGAGUUUACCUCAGCCAUUCGGAGACGCGUUGUUGCAUUCAUUUGCGCAAUGUGUCUUUUGGAAAUCAUAGCCUUUAGAGCAUGUACGGAAUGGUUCUUUAUUGAACUUUCAAACCCGCUGGAAACGUACAAACUGACGGUAAAGGCAAUUCGAUGGACAAUGCUUUGCUACGUUUUGGCAUCUUGGAUCCACUCCUUCUUUUGGUACAAGCCUCCAACUCUUGUUAUGCUCAGAGAAAUGUCAGAACUAAGGAACAUGAUGAAGAACCCAGUGAUUUACCUCCAAAACUACACCGACAAGUACACACUGGAUGAGUUUGUACAAUACUGCAACCAGGACGAUUCGGAGGAUGACAGCGACUUUGAGCAAGGUCAGUUUGGGGUCCCAUUCGUCAAGGUCACUUUAUGGGAGACACUUGUCCAUCCAAUGAGCCACUAUGACCGACAAAACACAAUAUUUUAG